This is a messenger RNA of Leptidea sinapis, 3309 nucleotides long. It is a transcript of the gene Gmppa, whose product is annotated as mannose-1-phosphate guanyltransferase alpha-B. Gene Ontology annotation, cellular component: cytoplasm. The transcript is spliced from 9 exons. The record is from RefSeq and is a predicted model, not a curated record. The coding region runs from base 142 to 1377 and encodes 411 amino acids. NCBI's taxonomy places the organism in Eukaryota, Metazoa, Arthropoda, Insecta, Lepidoptera, Pieridae. Gene Ontology annotation, biological process: biosynthetic process. Gene Ontology annotation, molecular function: transferase activity.
UACCUAUGUACAGUGUUUAUGUUUGUUUCCACUUUCGAUGUUAAUUUAAAAUAAACAAGCAAGAAGUCCUCUAAGUAUUUUUUGAUCUUUGUUGAUUAAUUUCUUAUUAGUGUUUUGGUAUAUUGUAAAUAGGCCAUCAAUAUGUUGAAAGCUGUAAUACUUAUUGGUGGGCCACAAAAAGGCACUCGCUUUCGACCACUAUCAUUAGAUACUCCGAAACCACUGUUUCCAAUAGCUGGCUUACCUUUAAUACAGCAUCAUAUCGCCGCGUGUGCGAACUUAGAAGAAUGCAAAGAGAUAUUAAUCAUAGGAUCUUAUUCAGCAUCAACAAUGGGACAGUUUAUCACUGAUAUGCAGAAAGAGUAUACAAUGAUCAUAAGGUAUCUGCAAGAGUUUACACCUCUUGGCACGGGAGGUGGUCUAUAUCACUUCAGAGAUCAGGUUCGUGCCGGAAAUCCAGUUGCAUUCUUCCUUUUAAAUGGAGAUGUAUGUGCUGAUUUUCCACUUCGGGAACUGUGGAAGUUUCAUGAAGAAAGACCAAAUGCAUUGGUAACAAUGAUGGGAACAGAAGCAACACGGCAGCAAGCAAUCUUCUACGGUUGCAUGGUGCGAGAGGCUUCUACUAAAGCAGUGACACAUUAUGUGGAGAAACCAAACAGCUAUGUCUCGACUUUGAUUAACUGUGGAGUGUAUGUGUGUUCGCUGCAAGUGUUCUCAGUAAUGGCCGAUGCAUUUCAGAGGAAGCAAGAUGAAUUUUAUAGUGGAAACGGCCAAGUCAGCCCCGGUUAUAUCUCAUGGGAACAAGAUGUGCUUUCACCAUUGGCUGGAUCUAACAAACUGUUUGCAAUGCAGAGCACAAAUUGGUGGUCUCAAGUGAAGACGGCUGGUUCGGCGAUCUACGCCAACCGGCACUACCUUGAGUUGCAUCGAAACAAGUACAGCAAAUCUCCAUGUACGAUCAUACCAGACGUGUACAUACACCCGACAGCUGUAGUUGAUAGUACUGCUGUGAUAGGUCCGAACGUGUCUAUCGGCGCCGGGGUUACGGUGGGGGGCGGAGUGCGGAUCAAGGAGUCGAUAGUUCUGAACAACGCCACCUUACACGACCACUCGCUCGUCAUGUAUGCAGUUGUGGGUCAAGAAGCAACAGUGGGUGAGUGGUCUCGUAUAGAAGGAACGCCAUCGGACCCAGAUCCGAAUAAACCGUUCGCUAAGAUGGACAACCAGCCGCUAUUCAACAGUGACGGGAGACUUAACCCAUCUAUUACCAUAUUGGGUGCAGGAGUUGUGGUACCCGGUGAAACGAUUCUUCUGAACUCGAUAGUGUUGCCGCAUAAGCAUCUAAAUAGAAACUACAAACAUGAGAUCAUCUUAUAGUGUUGCAAACUCUUCGAAAGAUUUAUGUGAUUGUGAUAUUUUAGUAACAUCACGGCCUUUAAAAAAAAUAAGGACUCCGUCACCUUAGAUAACAGUGUAGCACCAAAACAAGCCGAUUAACGUGUACAAAAAUGUGUGUAAAUACAUAGCCCCACGCACACAUUCACUACUACAGGCCGAUAGGCGGCCAUUAUGAGAAUUGUCAUCGUCUGUGACAGAUCAGUUUGCGUCACAAUAAAAUAUUUUAAAAAUGCCGUUGUGCGUUGUGAAAAAGUGUAAAAACGAUACUAUGUAAGUAUUUUUGGCCAUAUAGGAUUAUUUAAGGGAGAAAAAAUUGUGUAAGUAGUAUCCCCCGUUACCGCACACACACUAGCAUAACGGUGCUUCACUUACUAAUAUCACGGCGCGGAGUCCUUUUUUUUACUCGUCCGUGAGUACCAUAAUUUUUUUAUCAUGAUGUAAGAUAUAUUGUAUAUACGGAAGAUUAGAUAGAACACGAAUUAAACCAUAAAAUUUAAAUAAAAAACGAUAUAUUUUUCAAUGUGUAUUAUGGUAGAUAUUGUAAUAAAAGCUAUUUAAUCUAUAAACCAGAUUUAACUAUAAAAUAAACAUUAAAUUGAAUGAUCAAGUUUGAAAUAAAAAUAUCAUGUUUGUGUACCAAAGAAAUUUAUAGAUAAUAACAUUGUGAAAUGAAUAUAUUAUUUUUGUGUGUUUUAUUUUUUUUAAUCCAAAACCACCAGUGACUAUGAUAAUAAUGUUAAAUUGUUUGAAGAUAAUGGAGGGCUAACACAUAUGACGUUUGUUUUUUCAAAAACAAUUAAUUGUAAUCACGUUUCAUAUAAAAUUUUUCGGCGUCAUUUGGCUUAUCCACCUUAGAACAGCCAUUUAGGAUCAUUGUGCCCAUAUCUCCAUUUAAGAGAAAGUGAUAUGGAAUUUGUAUAAUAGUAAUUCUCGACUGAUUGAAUAAUUUGCAAAUUUUUUUAUUAUAACCCCGCGUGUUCAAACAGGGUUACUGACCUCUACUAUAUACCACUGGACUGGUGGCUGUCAAAGUGCUUUUGUGCCUGUUUGAUAUUCGCCAUUUUGGCACUGUUGGCCAUGUAGCGAGGGUCUGCGGUACUAAAACUAGUGAUGACAACCUCAGGAAAUAUCGAUAGAUGGUGGGAAACUAUUUACAAAAAAAAAUGUGUAGUUUAGAGCGUUGAUUCUUGAAGUAUUAAUAAUACAGAAAACGAACGAAAUUAAUUAAAAAUGCAAAAAUACUUCAGAUUAUUGUACGCUGCUUCGCAGCCAUUUGCAUUAAAUACGUCAAAAUUUGUUCUCUGGACGUUUGCUGUAAAACAAUAUAUGGAACAGCCUGUCCAGUGGUUUUUAUACAGGUCAGUGAGCAGGGUCGUUACCGUAUUGUAUUAACGUGUGCGUGACGUCAGCGGUUUUGAUUGGUGAUUUUUGUUGUCUCUGGACUGCUAACAUCUGACGUCACUAAGAUGGCGGCCUAUGCCUUUAUCAACGCGCGCAGGGAUAAUAAUUUUAACUUGUGUUCUUUUAUAGGGUAGAAGAUUACUUAAGUGUAUAUGUUAAAAAGUUUUACUUGUUUGUCGUUCGGUAGACCUCAUAACUAAAUAUAAAAAUGUAAUAUAAAACUAGUUCUGUGGUAUGAAUGAAUAUAGUUUUUGCAAUUUUUAACAAUAGUCCAUACUGAGUGAUAGACGAAAAUUUUUCCGACCAUAGGGUAGCUAGUACAAUUGCUUAGUUGCAUAAAUGGACCUGUUGAUCUGUUUGACUAGGUGCAGUCCUAUUUUGUAAUUCGGAGAGUUUUGGUUUGCCAUAUACCGAUAUGUUCGCGGUAUUUUAGACCUUAAUCAACUUCCAAGUUGUUGUGUUAUGUGUGUAAAUAAUAAAUAUUAUAUUAAAUUAAAAAUUGUUGAUAUA